AGCUUCGUGCUUGCCUAUCCGCUCGUCUGAUCUUGCAGGGCCGCAGUGGGCCACCGACCAGAGACGACCCGGCUUUAAUACUGCUAGCUUUCAAAUAUAGCACCACGAGUACUGCUGCUGCUGCUGCUGCUGACCAAGUAUAAAGCGACCCUCCUCUACUCUCCUUUUCAUCUUGAUUCUCCAUCACUUCUUGGUUCUGUUCUCUUCACUUACUUCUCCGCACAUAUGACGAAUCCUUCUCUUCUCCUUGGUGUCCUGCUCGCAUGCACAGGCAUCUCUGCUGCGCUAGUCUCAUCCGCGCCCACCACCUCUUCCUCGCAGCCGUUUGCACUCGUCCUCUCAUCUGCCAACCAGACGCUCGACAGCAGUCUUCUGUAUGCAGCACACUCUGGUGCAGGCAUCGAGAACCUCAAUGUCGGCAGCAAAAACAGGACACUGACUACAUCGAAUACUUUUGUCUUCAAUACCACAGACGAUGGCUACACUGAUCCAACGCUCGGCAAAUCUGGUCUUGUCGCGUGGACUUUGUAUGGCUCAGGCUUCAACGUCUCCCAGCCACUUGCCUUCUCCUACUCGCCCACCUCGGACACCGCCAUCCUCAAGUUUGGCCUGUCGCAAGGCUCGCAGUUCUACUUCAAGAAUGACACUCUUGUUAUUGGUCAGUUUGGCAGCAACGGUACCACCACACCCCUCAGUCGCUUCUUCAUUUGCGCACUGGAUGCCAACCAAAACGGUGGCUACAGCUACACAUCCUUGGUCUGGAAGCUCGGCAAAGGCAAGCCGGACAACAAGGACUGCCAGAAGGUUACGGUCAAGCGUGUGUUUCUGUGAAUGAUGCUUUGAUGAUAAUGAUGAUGAACACUUUGCUGUAGUGGAACCAUCCGGUCUAGCCUG
Messenger RNA from Protomyces lactucae-debilis, 894 nucleotides. RefSeq lists its product as uncharacterized. Lineage: Eukaryota; Fungi; Ascomycota; Taphrinomycetes; Taphrinales; Protomycetaceae. Bases 226 to 831 code for a protein of 201 amino acids. The transcript has a single exon. The record is from RefSeq and is a predicted model, not a curated record.